Messenger RNA from Monodelphis domestica (gray short-tailed opossum), 11986 nucleotides. NCBI's taxonomy places the organism in Eukaryota, Metazoa, Chordata, Mammalia, Didelphimorphia, Didelphidae. The record is from RefSeq and is a predicted model, not a curated record.
AGGCCCAGGUGGAGGGAGAGAUCUCGCUUCUGGGAGGCUCUGUGUUAUUGAGUUCCUGUCUCUUUAAAUCCUAGUGGAGAGACUGGGGGCUGAGAGCGCUUUGGACCUAGCCCUCUCUAGAGGCAGGAUUUUCAUAAACAUUAGGGAAUCGGGGAGAAGAGGGAAUGAGGGUCUUAUUUCCAGGCCCGUCGGAAAACGGGGAGCCCCAUCUUCUCUGAUAGAGCUUCUCAUCUUCCUCCCCUCCCGAACCUCAGGCACGCCUGAGCAGAGCCCGAGGCGCCGGAGCGCUUCCAAGGCAGCGAUAGGAGCGGGUCGGCAGGCAGGCAGACCCGCCACGCGUGAGCUUUGCAGCUGGGGCGAGGCGAGGAGGGGUGGGGCGGGGGAGAGGGAGGCAGCUCCCACCCUCGCUGUCUUCUAGGGUGAGGGGCGUGAGUGCCUGUGUGUGUGCGCGCCCGUGUGCCAAUGGGGCUGCGUGUGCGUGUGUGCGCCCUCGCGGGAGUGUGAGUGCGUGAGAGCGCGCGGCGGGCAGGCGGGCGGGCAGAGGGAGAGACACCCAGCCACUGACUGCUGCAUUGCUGCUGAGCCACGACUUGCUCAGCCCCCAAUAUGCGGCCGUUGCUGCCGCUGCCACCACCGCCGCCGCCGCCGCCGCUGCUGCUGCUGAGAGGCCCGCGAUCUGGUGGAGAUCAGCAGCAGAGCGGCGGCUGCAGGUGGAGAGCAGCGCGGUGGGCUUGAGCCGGGUCGGGCUGUCUUCUCCCUCCCCUUCCCUUCUUCCCCUCCCCCCCUUGCUCCCCGGCCCCCCCCUCCCCCUUCCCGCCUGCCAGCCCGCCCGCCGCGGGUCCGCGCCAGGGAUUGGCACCGGCUUCUCCCCGACCCUUAUUUAUGAUGCUUUUUUUCUUGGGUGCUCUGCCUGUGAUGGUUUUUAGGCGGAGCCGUUUGCACCAAAAACUGUAGCAACUGCUCCCCCUUCUCUCCCCCCUCCCCCCAUCCCUUUCCUUCCCCUUCCCUCCUCCCCUCCGAUACUGGAUCAACAGCAGAAGAGGGACCGGUCGGGAUCCGCGCAGAUAGACAAUGAAUAAUCGCAAGAAAUUGACUUGAAUUUCCCCGAAGCCGGCGUCGCCGCAGCUGGAGACGGCUCUCUUUUUUCUUCUUUUUCUUAUAUUUUCUUCUUUAAAGGCAGAGGGACCACAGAAAAACGAUUUGUUUCUUGUACCUUGUUCCUUUCCCCCUCCUUUUCUUUUUCACCUUUUGGGGGAUUUGCAAACCGAAUUACAUGCAUGUCCAGUGGGGGUAGGUUUAAUUUUGAUGAUGGAGGGUCCUACUGUGGAGGCUGGGAGGACGGCAAAGCGCACGGCCAUGGGAUCUGCACUGGCCCCAAAGGCCAAGGAGAAUACACCGGCUCCUGGAGUCAUGGCUUCGAGGUGCUGGGGGUCUACACCUGGCCCAGCGGCAACACGUACCAGGGCACCUGGGCGCAGGGCAAGCGUCAUGGAAUCGGCCUGGAGAGCAAGGGGAAGUGGCUGUACAAGGGAGAGUGGACGCACGGCUUUAAGGGACGCUACGGGGUCCGGGAGUGUACCGGCAACGGGGCCAAGUACGAAGGCACCUGGAGCAAUGGAUUACAGGAUGGUUAUGGGACUGAGACCUACUCGGAUGGAGGGACAUACCAGGGUCAGUGGGUUGGUGGAAUGCGCCAAGGCUAUGGCGUCCGGCAGAGCGUCCCGUACGGCAUGGCUGCGGUCAUCAGGUCACCCCUGAGGACAUCCAUCAAUUCACUGCGGAGCGAGCACACCAACGGCACAGCGCUGCACCCGGACGCCUCACCUGCCGUGGCUGGCAGCCCUGCGGUGUCCCGGGGGGGCUUCGUCCUUGUGGCUCAUAGUGAUGCCGAGAUCCUUAAGAGCAAGAAGAAGGGCCUUUUCCGUCGGUCCCUGCUGAGUGGCUUGAAGCUGCGGAAGUCCGAAUCCAAGAGCAGCCUGGCCAGCCAGAGGAGCAAGCAGAGUUCCUUCCGCAGCGAGGCUGGAAUGAGUACCGUGAGCUCUACUGCCAGUGACAUCAACUCCACCGUCAGCCUAGGGGAGGGGGAGGCUGAGUUGUCCGUCAUUGAAGAUGACAUCGAUGCCACCACGACCGAGACUUAUGUGGGCGAGUGGAAGAAUGACAAACGUUCUGGCUUUGGGCUGAGCCAGCGAUCAGACGGACUGAAGUAUGAGGGGGAAUGGGCGAACAACAAACGCCAUGGCUACGGGUGCAUGACUUUCCCAGAUGGUACCAAGGAAGAAGGGAAAUACAAGCAGAAUAUUCUGGUGAGCGGAAAGCGCAAGAACCUGAUUCCACUGAGGGCCAGCAAGAUCCGGGAAAAGGUUGACCGAGCUGUGGAGGCAGCGGAGCGAGCAGCCACCAUCGCCAAGCAGAAAGCGGAGAUUGCGGCUUCCAGGACCUCCCACUCUCGGGCCAAGGCGGAGGCGGCCCUCACCGCGGCUCAGAAAGCCCAGGAAGAAGCCCGGAUGGCCAGGAUCACUGCCAAAGAGUUCUCGCCUUCCUUCCAGCACAGGGAAAAUGGACUUGAAUGUCAGAGGCCAAAGCGUCAGAAUUCGAACGACGAUAUCGAGGUGAUCUCCACAGGGACCCCAUUGCAACAAGAGAGCCCUGAGCUGUACCGGAAAGGCACAACCCCUUCCGACCUCACCCCUGAUGACAGCCCCCUCCAGAGCUUCCCUGCCAGUCCCUCCAUCACGCCACCACCGAUCCCUGCCUCCCGAAACAAGAGCGCCCACUUCUCCAGGCAGAUCUCCGUGGAUGAAGAGCGAGGUGGGGAGAUCCAGAUGUUGCUGGAGGGCCGGGGAGGGGACUACCUAAGACCCAACAGCUGGAGCGAGGAGAAGGUAGGGGGGGCAAGAGGGGUGCGGAGUGGUGCCCUGCGGAGCUGCCAGCCAGGGGAUGACUACCGUGGCCGCAGCUCGGGUCACAAACAUCCGCCAGGGAACCACAAGCCCCGGGAGAGGUGGGCAGAUUCCCCCACCCCAUUCUCAUGGACUUCCCACCACCGCUCCAACAACCACAGCUCAGGGAGCACGAGGCUGCUGGAGUUGGAUGAAAAGCUCAGCAACUAUGAGAUGGAGAUGAAGCCCCUCAUGAGGAUGGAUUCUUAUAUGCAAGAGGUUCACACCCAAAAAAGACACUAUAGCAAAGCGGGCGCCUGCCGGAGCUUGGUGGAGGAUCACCGCUCCGACGAUCGGGGUUUCGGGGUGCAGAGACUGAGGUCCAAGUCCCAGAAUAAGGAGAAUUUUAGGCCGUCAUCUUCUGCUGAACCCACAGUUCAAAAACUGGAAAAUUUGCGGCUCGGGGACAAAGCCGAGCCCCGGCUGCUGAGAUGGGACUUAACCUUCUCCCCACCCCAGAAAUCCUUACCUGUUGCACUAGAAUCUGAUGAGGAAAAUGGAGAUGAGCUGAAGUCUAGUACGGGCUCAGCUCCUAUUCUGGUAGUCAUGGUGAUCUUGCUAAACAUUGGAGUCGCCAUUUUGUUUAUUAACUUUUUCAUCUAAUGAGAUUGUCUUAGCAAAAAAUAACAGUUCUACGUAUGGAUGGGGGAAGGGAAAGGAAAACCCAACACAAAAGGGAACGAGCAUAACUCUGACUGUCCAACAACUUCCAAGUCUUUUCACAGAAGAACAACAUGAUUGGGUAUCACUCACAGUUUGCCUUUUUUUCUGGGUAAUGUUUUUUGGAUUUUAGCCAAAAUUCUUUGCUUGUAUAACACUAUGCUGUGUGACAUGGCAGAAGGUGGCCGACACACCAGCCCUCCCAGCUAGACACGGAAAGAGAAGAGAAGGAAUCUUGGGAAAUCAACAGCAAAAAAAUCAAAUCACCUUUGUCAUCAUCGUCACCGUCACAACAAGGACGACGAGCUGCUGCCAGUCGGUGGAGGAAAGAAGCGGCGGCAGAAAGGCAAAGUCCCAGAGGAACGUCUUAUUUUGAGCUGGAGCGAGCAAGGAGAAGGAAGCAACUCAAGACACCGGGAUCAGCGUUGGGAAAUGGAAAGAAAGGCAGUUGGUACUUUCUUUUCACUCUCAGCUCUGAGAUAUCCUAGUGACAAGCGUUUAUGGGAACAGAACACAGGGAACAGAAGCUGUCUUUUCCAGCCCUUUUUUUAGUCUUUAAAUGGGCACAUAGAUCUAUUCAGGGGUGAGGGGAGAAACGCCUUCCCCUUUUCCACCCAUCUAAAUUAAUUAAUCUUACCAUUUUCCAGCACUGCCCUGUGAGUAGACCCUAACUCAUACCUUGGGUUUUAACUAGACACAGAUGUGUACAGACACAUCUGGACCAGUGGUUAAUUUUUUUAAAUUUGGCAUCAAGUUCCCUAAUCCAGGUGUUUUCCCUUGCUUCCUUGUCACCCACACGCCAGCUCCUAGGGGGAAACCAUGCUACCAGAGGUCCAGGAGUUGGAUUCAGGUCCAGACUGGAGUGUCUAGAUGGGAAACCAGGGCAGUUAUUCAGAAAAAGGAAUGCAUUCGGUGUGUCUGGUGCAUCUUGUCAUGGACAGUUUCUGACAUCAUGCUUGGGCUCAGAGCAUGUGGUAUUUUUGCACUUUGUAUGCAGGAUGUAUAUUCAGGCUUCCAACAUGUCCCUUGUACGCCAUCAUUGGUAAUGACAGCCCCUUAAGGAUGUAUUGUUUUCUACGAUAAAUGUCACUUAAGUUCACUGGUUUUACCAUCUUUGUAAUAAUGCCUGCCUUGAUUUCCCCACUGGUAGAUAUGCAUAGACAUUAAAGAUGCACUAUCCCUGUUCUGAAGCUGUUUGGGUCCCAAUAACAGGAUUGUGUUUUUAAAAUUCAGUGGCUCAAAAAAACCCAACAAAUAAUUCUUGAGUUCAUUAAAAAAAAACACGACCAACAACAAAGAAACCAAACUAUUUCCCUCCCCAAACCCCCCUCAAAAAAAAAUAGAAAAAAGAAAAGAAAGCCAAAACACACAACCUGAGUGUUGUUUCAGUCAGAGCAGGAGGUACAGUGUGUUUCUGCCUACUCUGCCAGUGUGGCUCCACGAUCUGACCAAAAUCCUAGGCAAGACCCCCGUGUCUGACUGUCCCUCUCGGAUCGGUAGUUCUUAGCGGUAACACCUUGACAUGCCCGUGCGUGUAUGUAUGUAAGUGUCUCCAAUGAGUGUGGACAGAUCCAUAGACAAACACCUCAGUUUCACAUUGGGGAGAUCCCUUUGCAAAGGAUUCCACGUACAACGUUGUUGGGUACAGCCCAGACUUCCGGACUCUGCUUUGCUUCUCUUUAGCUGUUUUUCUGCUCUGUUUUAAGCAGAUUUCUUUAUUACACUGCACUGGAUUGCUAUAUUUUUAACCAGAAAUAAACUAAAGAUUAGAGCAUGUUCCAUUUAAGUUUAGUUCUUUUCCUUACACACUCACACACAUACCCCCACCCACUCACACACGUACACCAUCCUUCUCAUGGUUUUGUUUAGUUUGAGGGUCUUUGGGGGGGGAGAAGAAGGGAGGGGACAUAGGAGGAGAGAGGAUCAGUAAUACAAAUACAUUUCUGACCAUUUGCUUUCUAAAGGGAUAUUACAUCUUUUGUACAUCUUAAUUUUCUGUUCCUCUUUUUUAAUAUCGAGUGGUUGCUGCAGAACCUGGAGUGAACCAAAUAAAGAUUCUUGUUACUUGCAGCUCUGCGAAUCAUACAUGCUGGGAUAUGUGUUUUGUAAUUCUGUUUGCAACUCUUUGUAAAGAUUAUCGAGACUUCUUUUGUACAUUCCAGUAACUGCAUGCCACCAAAUGGUACCUACCAAUGCAGGUUACAUAUUUACAUGCAAACACCAUACAAUAUUUAGAUAUGUAUUAAAAAAGCGACAGCACAAAAAUGCCUAUCAUUCAAUACAAGAACUAGUGGUUUCAUGCCUAGGGACUUCACACUGGUGACUGACUGUUUUCCAUUACCACCUUUCCUGGCUGCCAGUGAAUUAAAUUGUGGAUGCCCAAUGACUACCCCAGGGCUUUGGUUUGGGGGUCAUUCUACCCCCUAGACUGGACCAUUUCCCCUCAUUCCAAAAAUGACGGAAAGGACUGACUCAGACGGAGCCUGCGAAGCAUUCUGCCAGGGUCUGAAAGACUCCUGAAGAGUAGCUUUAAUUGGUUUCCAAAACAAUGUGAUUAAAAGUGAGGAUGAGUUGAUUAAUCGUUGCAGGUUGAACCCUUUAAGAUAGCACCUGCUUGUCACACCUUGCCCAGAGCCUCAGAUUUCCCUGACAGCUCCAUCACUCAUCACUUCCUCCACCAAUGCCUACCCAACCUGCUUCUCUCCAUCUCUUGCCUGAGUAAACACAUGCUUCUCUCACCAGAGGAAGGGAAACAAGAGUUCCUGGGUGGGUGGUGUAACAUGGAAGGACUCCACACUAGCAGCUAGCUCCCAGUGGCCCAAAGCAUUUAAAAAUUUUUUAAUUAAUACCCAAAGCAAUCCUGUAAGACAGGUGCCAUUGUCCCUGUGCUGCAAAUGUGAAAGCUAAGGCACAGAAAAGUUAAAGGACUCGCCUGAGAGGCCAUCGAAUCGACUCUAGGAGUGGAGCCAGGCUUUGAAACAUGGUUCUCUAGAUCACGUAUUUCAAUCAGACUUUAAAGGGGAAAAUGAUUGUUUUGUUUUGGAAAGAGCACACAGAAAGAAACUUGGAAAAUCAGCAACCCUAAUCAUCAUCCUGAAAACAAAGCAUUUUAUGUUGGUCAUUUUUGUUAUUCUCUUUCCACUUAGCUAAACCCAACCCUUGACUGAUCAUGGGUUAGUCCAAAUAUAUAAAAAAAAAAUAACUUAGAAAUGAGUCUGGUGAAAUGACAAAAAAGGAGAACCUGUGAAAGGAUUCACUUUUAAAAGGCGUUUCCUAUAGGAUUUAGUUGAGUUGUUUGGCUUAUCUGUGCCUCAGUUUAUCUACUUUUCUUACCUCGAAAACUUGAGGAUUUUCAUAAUUUGUAUUUUCAGGUUUAUUUGUGCCUUUUGAAUUUGAUUUCCUGCAUAGGAAAUGUUUGAAUAGUUGAAAAUGCUCCUCAUCCAUUCAUUCUCUUGGACUCAUGUUCUACAGUCAUCAGCCAAGAUGGCAUGAAUGGUGUGAUGUAUGUAAAAUAAAGAUUAUGGACCAGCAAGGCUCGGCAGCCAGACAAGAGGUCAGUGUGGCUUCCCAAGAACUGAGAACAAAUACACUUUAGCAAAUCACUAAGGGGGGAAAAAUCCCAGAAACACAAGGGCUUACUGAACUGAUUUUUCUAAAGUGACCCUUAUCCCUUUCAAACAAAUGCUAACAUCCUCUGUUUUGUUUUGUUUGAGUCAAAACUUCCCUGGCACGAUAUGAUUAGACAUACUGGUCUCAAGCUAAUUCAUUGAGAUUUUCCCAUAGCCACUGGAAAAGAGUCUUUUGGUAAAAUCACAAGACAAGAGGCCAUUAAUUCAAUUCUAGACACCAGAUUUUUGUUCCUUUGGCUUGUGAUGCCAAAAUCAAUGAUAGGCCACCCUGUGUUGGAAAUGUCCAACUAAAGCUUCCAUUUUGGAUUGACUGCAGUGCGUAGGUAGCUAUCUUGCAGGAGAUCCAUGGGAUGGAGUUGUCUGUCAUUUGAUUUUCAAAAAUAAUUUCCAUAAAACAUGAGCUAAUGUGUUAUACUUCAAGUAAAGCUUUUGUCCUUGUAAAAAUGAAAGGGACAAGAAAAAACCUUCCUGCUGGUUCAUCUCCUAUCUUCCCAAUAACAUAAUGCCUAUGCCAUCUGAGGUGGCUCAUCAGAAGAGAGCUCUCCUUUGGUGACCAUUUUGCUAGUUUCCCCUUCAUUGUGUUUCCCCAUCUCUAAUUUGAAAUGUCUUCAUGGUACACACGUCUAGCUUGUUUCUUCCUGUUCUGCCUUUAAGCACAGAUGGAACUAAAGGUUAUCAUCCUUUGUGCAAUAAUUUGUAUUUUCUUUCCGAGGUUAAAUCCCAUUUUUUUAACUCUUUAAGAGAAUCUGUCUUCCAAUAUUUCUACUUUUCUUUCGUUCAGGGAAAAUAAGGGAAAGGUGCCUCUCUAAAGUUGUGCAAAAUAUCUGCUCCACUAACUUUAACCAACUACUUGAUACAGUGGAGAAGAAACAAAUACCAGCAUUUCCAUCAUACCAAGUUAAGAUAGAUAGGGGUUCUUCAUCUUUUUGUGUUCUGGACCCCUUGGGCAGUCUGGUGAAAUCUACAGACCCCUUUUCAGAAUAACACUUUUCGAUGCCUCCAAUAAAACAGCACUACAAAGGAAACCAAAGGUUAGAGAAAAUUAAAAUGGUAUUUUCCCCGCCCCCAGACUCUCCUAGGUUAAAAAGCUGAGAUAGAGUAAUUCUUAUAUAUAAUAUAUUCAACAAUCACUCCCUGGGCGGGGGCGAGGGGGGGAGACAUAAAAAUUUGCUUUUUAUUCCGUUAAUAACACUUAUGUGCAUGGAGCCAAAAAGCCAGUUCGUGGCUGAAAUGUUGGCCUGUUCAAGAAAGAUCAGCUUAAGGUGUUAGUAAUAUUAUUGCCUCACCUCUGGCUCAGUGUGUGACCUAGAUGUUACCUAGAAUUAAAGGGUAAACAAAAUUAAUCCUUUGCCAUACAUAAAUAGAAAAGUCCUAAGCAGCAUUGCUAAGUCUGCCUUAAAUGUUGCAAGGGGGGUGGGAGGGGAGGGGGAAUGUGCAGUUGCCUUGACUUAAGCAAUGCUUUUGAAAAACCCAGAGCCCCAGGGCCUAUCCAUGUACAUGCCUGGAAAGGAUGUGGAAGUAUAGACUAUGAAAAAGAAGAGGCGAUGAGAAGCAGCAGCUGGUCUGGUGGCUUUGUUUCCGGGAAGGAUGGGAAGGUUCUUCUGAGUAGAAAGUGGAAGGUGUUUGAAGGAUUUUGAGAAGACUUGGCAGCUGAAGAUAUUGAGAAAAAAGAUGGCCUGCCAUCUUAGGGAGUUCAUUCUGUUGCUUGAUGGAGAUUUUCAGGUUAAAAAAAAAAAUCCCUGGAUGGGUACAUUGGCCACAGAAGUGAUUAUUUGGCUUUUGCAUAGAUAAAUGGUUUAAUGCCUCGCCUAUGGAGAGCAACCAAUUGUAUAGCAAAAUUAGGGCCUGCUUGAGAGGAGCAAAUAGUGUUUGUUUCAGUGCUUAGUAGCAGAUUGGCAGCACCAGAGGCAUUAUUUUGUUCUGAGUUUUUCCUAUGCCAGUCUUUGUGGGCAGAUGGAGGAGCCUGAAAUCGGGCACAGGCCCAGUACUUUGCAAGGAAAGGCGCCCUGGCCGUAGGAGUCUGCUUAACAUAAGACUGCCUCAGCUUUAUUCAAUUCUAUACACUCCAAUCAUUUACUGAAUGACUGUUCCUUGCAAGAUCUGGCCAAGCUAUCGGGUAUCAGACCCAGGAUAACAAAAGGUCAAGGGAGAGAAUGGGUGCCACUUUACAUCCCUACCUCAUUUCUGGCUCUUUUCUACUGUUUGCUGGGAAAAUGAUGAUCCUCUAUUCUGGAGGAAAGGUGAGAAUUUAGUGGAUUAUCAAGUCAACAUGUCCUCAAUAAGAUAUGGCAACUGGGAGAAAUACCAUGAUCUCAGAUUGUAUUGAAAAGCAUCUGAUCUCGCUGUCCUUGGUCCUGAUCUGGCCACACCUAGAGUACUGUAUUCCAUUCUGGGUGCCAUAUUUUAAGGACAUUUUUCAACUAGGCAGAGUGUGGAGGAAGGCAUUGAGGACUGUGGAAGAGUCCUUAAGUCCAUGCCAUACUGAACAAAAUAAGCCUAAGAAGGAAAAACUUAGAGGGGAGCAUUAUUAUACCUAUAUGGUUAUCAUGUGGGGGAAAAAGACAUUUGUGGAGCUUCAGAACAAUGGAUUCAAGUUGCAGGGGCAUAGUUGGGGUCAGUAUAAAGGAAAAACUUAAGAAAUAAUUGGAGCUGUGCCAUAUGUAAGGUGAAUGUCCUAAUAUUCAGGGGGGAGAGCCUCCUCCCAGAAGAUCUUCAGGAGAGACUGGAGGACUCUUUAUCACGGGUCUCUUACACAGGUGAAACCUCUGAGGUCUGUCACUUUCUGCAAGGGGUAGAAUACUCUCCUUGGAAGGGGAUAGAUUCCCCACUCUAGCCUCAAAAUCUUCACAGGGGAGAGAGAGAUGGCCACUACCUAAUAUGCAGAGAAGUCUAUUGGGGUAUGGUUGGGCUAGAUACCCUCGAGAUCCCUUCUGAUAUUCACUGCCUCUCAUUUCAGUCAACAUUGUCAUUGCCAGCAGCAUAUUCAGAAGCUGAGUAAAAGCAGCAUGUCUCCUUGACACAAAGUUUGGGGUCUUUUUUUUGUUUGUUUUGUUUUUGUCUUUCAUACAAAGGAGCUUUGUGGUAGGACGUGAGGUAGGGAUUCAUGGCAUUUUCCUUCAAGUAUAUUUCUUCAUGAGAUUAUUUUUCUACUUCCCAACCUUUCCACUAUCAAGUCUAUGUGGGUCUCCACCAAUGACUCCUGUAUCCUCCAUUGUGACUAGGACUUAUAAGGCAGCUAGGGGAGUCUUGAUCUGUAUGAGGGACACAAUCUCUUCCCCUAGACAGUCUCCCCUCCAACCUGAUAGCUUGAAACACUUUUCUUUUGAAUAUCAUGGUAAUUUACCUUCCAUCCUAUUCCUGAGGCUUUCUCUUUCUUUAUAGGAAGGUGGUAUCAUUCCUUGACCCCACUGUGGACAUUCUAAUCUUUCCUUGUGAGAAGCUCCCAUGUCCUCAUUCUCCAUAUCAAUAAUAUUUGAGAAAACUAAAGAUUCCUUUUAGGCAGUCUUAUGUCCAGCAUUCAUUGGAAUCUGAGAAAAAACAAUUUUUUCUCCUGAAAUUCCUGAGGAUGAUUCCUAAUGUAUAGAGAUGUUAUUCAGACUAUUUCUACUUUCAAUAAAUGAAUGCCCCCUGACAGAGCCCAUAUUUUGUGGCUAGAAAGUAAAUUCUCUAAACAUCCAGGAUGGCUUUUCUCAACAGUAAGGCCAGCCUCAGGGGAGAGGACAGUUCAUAACCUAUAUGAAGAGACAGAAAUGUCUGACAGAGAACACCCCAUUUAUUGUAGAAAAGACAAAGCUAUAGAGCAGCGGGGUAUCACGGAUGCCAAAAUGUAGAUGGACACCAUCUUCUCCUGCAUUUUUGCUGCAGAAGGAUCUCCUCCCAAACCCAGAGCCUCUGGCAUUAGUGAAUCCUGCCCUGCUUCUCUCUUUCUCUCCCUCUGUCUCUCUCUCUAGCCCUAAACUGUCAGCUUUCCCCCCCCUUCUGAUUCCCCCAUAACAAGUGAGACCUGCCCAGUUUAGCACUGUCACUGCCAUAAUCAGAAUAGCUGUGACCUGCACUUUCACCUACUGCUGGGUCCUCCUGGGCGGUGGGAUGAAGGAAGAUGGAUACGGGGAUUCAAAUCAAUACUUUGCCUAAUUCGAUUCCUCAGAUACAUUUGCCAGUUGCUAUCCCCAAAUGUUAUUUCCAAGGAGAGUGUCCCUGAAGGCAGGGGCUUUCUCUCUAAUACCCCUAGUGGUGUUUUCUUAUUUCUGGUGCCUCUAAGACUUCCUGAGGUUCUGACUAGUACCCUUGUGAACACUAAGCUCAACACAAUUUACUUAGCUGUACUCUGUGUCUCUGCAUCAUGCGCCCACCCAAAGUAGCCCCAUCUAAAAAAAAAAGAAAAAAAGAAAAACCCCAUCAUCUUUUUGGAGAGCUGCAUAUGAAAAUUCGAUCAUACACUAGACAUGAAACCACUAACCCUUACAUGGAUGCCUUUUUGUGACUCCUUAAGUAAACGGUCUCAAUCUGCAUUUUUCUUUUUUCUGGUUCUGUUCUCUUUUCUUUUUCCCCCCUGGUGCAUGUAAACUGUUUGCUGAUACAGUGCAAUUAUUUUGUGCAUUGAAAAAAAAAAGGGAAUGUUGAAUAUAUUCUGAUUUUUUUCUCAUUGAUGAAGUGGCUAAAAAAAGUUACCUCGGCCUUUUUUCUUUUCUUUUAGCUGAAAGAAAUAGCUUGGUUACUUAAAAAAAUGAUAAUAAAAUAAUUUUCUUUAAUGAA